Molecule: messenger RNA, 1574 nt
Organism: Trachymyrmex cornetzi
Lineage: Eukaryota; Metazoa; Arthropoda; Insecta; Hymenoptera; Formicidae
Exons: 5
Coding region: 594-1574 (326 amino acids)
Biological process (GO): regulation of transcription by RNA polymerase II
Cellular component (GO): transcription regulator complex; nucleus
Source: RefSeq, a predicted model, not a curated record
AGUGUGAUAGUGAUGUUCGAUUCUCAAUAGAAAGCACUCGAGGGCUCGGUUUUAAAAUUGUAGUUUCGUGUUCAUCGUGCAAACCGACUUUAAUUCCUUCGUGCCCAUACAUCAAGUCAGCUUACGAAAUACAUACACGAUUCUAUUUUGUUAUGCGUUAUUGGGGAUUGGUUUGCAUGGAGCUAUGAAGACAAAAUUCGCAUAGCGAAAGCCGAGCUGCAAGCGCAAGAACAGACGAAAGAAGGUCGAAUACGGCGCCGACAACAAAAUUUAGAAGACAUGAACAUUCCGUCGACCGUAGAAGACUUACACUAUGGGCCUGGUAUCAAUGAUUCCAUAUGAUUUUUGAAGAAACGCCAGUUGGUACCGUUUACCCGGAUUUUUUUACAGCGCUCCGAAGAUUAUACAACAACCUCGUCAAUUUUUGAUUUUUUUUAAUAAAAAAAUUGAACAUAUUCCUGAAUGUGUAUAUCUCCCCUUAAGCGAAUUGGCGAAAUUUAAAUUUCUUACUGCUAAAAUCUUACUGUUUAAAGCCAAGUGGGAUACGAUAACCUAUAAAAAUAUUAUGUUGACUGUGACUGACGAGUUACACGAUGGAUCAUUCAAACGAUUUAAACGUCGAUAUUGAAAUACAGGAAAAUAUCAAUGACGAACUUUUAAUUUCUAUUGUAAGAGAAAACCCAGUAUUAUAUGUGAAAACAUUAAAAGAUUACAAAAAUAAAGAACUGAAACGUGAAAAAUGGACAAGUAUUGGGGAGAUGCUUGGUUGUACAGCUGAGCAAGCAGAAGGGCGUUGGAAUACUCUUCGCAAUACAUUCACCAAAAAAUUACGGGAAAUGAAGGCAGGACAACCCAGUGAUUCAGGACAUAAAAUAAUGAAAACGUGGAUUUAUUUUAAGCAAAUGUCCUUUCUAACAUCACAUAUUGCCCAUCAAAUGUCACGCAGCUCUAUGACAACAUCUCAGAAAGAGAAAAGCAUGGAAUUACAAAAUAUUGUAAGAUCAUCAAUGCUCACCGAAGACCCUACAAUGAGGACAAUAUUAAGUCCAUUAUCAUCAAAUGCAUGGAGUUCUAUAAAUCUAUUGACAAAUUCAGAUAAUAGCACUAGCAGUUCUUUAGUUGAUGUACCUUUAAUGAAUACUGAAUCACUAACUUCAGAUCAGCAAUCUCCUAUUAAUUUUAAAGAUUCCGAGAACGAUCCACUUGAUAUAAAUAAUAAAGAAAAAAAGAAGAUAGCUACAAAUAUCGUUUCUGAGAAUAUGAAUACUAUAAUACAGAAAAAGAAAAUAAUACCGGCUUUAGAUCAAUUUGCAGCAAAAAAGCAGAAGACAAUGGGUACAGUAGAAAACAUAUUAUCCCAAUCUUCUCAUGCUUUUAACGUAAUGGCAACAGCAUACUUAAAUCAUACUACUGCUACACAGCAGCAGCAUCAUCCGUAUAUCACAGCAAUAGCUGAAGCAAUGAAACGAGUACUAGAUGAAAAGCAGUUGUCUUGUUUCAUGUCAAUUACGCAAAUAAUUUCAAAUCAUGAAACUUCUGAUUUCAAUUCAAUUAAACAAGUAAUUCUCAAGUAA